AUGAUCCGCAGACGUGGAGGACCUAAUGAGUCUCGGGCUGAACCAAAUAACAUCUCGAACGAUGACGAUGACCAGAGAACAAAACGAGGAAGAGAAUCGAUCGGUUUUCGUCACUGGAUCAUUUUCGUCUUAACCGUUGCAAUCGUCUAUGCUGGAGUCGUUGCAUUGCAUCGAAAGAUGCCUGCUGUCCGAGAUGCAUCUUCGUUUGAUGAGUUCAGUGAGCAAAGAGCCCGUGUCCUGCUCAAACAACUGACCGCUCUUGGCCCACGGCCCAGUGGAUCAGCAAAUUUGGAAGAAAAAGCCUUUGGCAUGAUUCAAGACCGUAUUGAAAAAGUUCGUUCGGUGGUAAAAGAUAUUGGAGUGAAUCGUUUCGAGUCGGAUGUGCAACGCCCAUCGGGAUGUUUUGAUUUGAAAUUCCUUAGCUCUUUCACUCUCUGUUACCACAAGAUCACUAAUAUCGUUGUUCGAGUGGGACCAAAGAAGGGACCAUCUGGAAAUUCGCUUCUUCUAAAUUGUCAUUUCGAUACAAUGCCAGAUACUCCGGGAGCCACUGACGACGCAGUUGCCUGCACCAUUCUUAUGGAUGUUCUCGAAGUUUUAUCUCAUUCCAAAACUGAACUUCAAAAUGAUGUGGUUUUCCUUUUCAACGGUGCGGAAGAGAACUUCCUUCAAGCAGCUCAUGGAUUCAUCAAUCAACAUCCUUGGAGACACGACAUCCGAGCAUUCAUCAACUUGGAAGGAACUGGAUCUGGAGGACGCGAAAUUCUCUUCCAAGCUGGACCAGGAAAUUCGUGGCUUCUACAGACCUACCUCGAAAAUGCACCACAUCCAUUCUGUUCUGUUCUGGCUCAAGAGAUUUUCCAAUCGGGAAUCAUUCCAUCAGAUACCGAUUUCAGAAUUUUCCGUGACUAUGGCCGAAUCUCGGGACUGGAUAUCGCUUACACCAAAAACGGAUGGUUCUAUCACACGGAGUUCGAUGAAGAAUGGCGCAUUGAAGCAGGAGCAAUCCAGAGAGCUGGAGAAAAUGUGCUUGCAGUUGUUCGAGCAAUUCUCGCUUCACCAUAUCUCGAGAAGCCAGCGACAUUCGACGAAGAGAACCGAUGGGUAUUCUACGAUGUCGUCGGCCUCUUCACAGUUUACUACUCUGUCAGCGUUGGAAAAAUGAUCAACUAUUUCGCAUGCUUCGCCACAUAUCUCCUCGUUUUCCUUCGAAUCAGAAAAGGAUUCUACUCGGUUGGAGAUCUUUCAGCUGCAUUCAAGCAUCACAUCGUUGCUCUCAUCGCGAUGAUCGUUACAAUGCUUGUGAUCAUUGCAUUCGUGGUUCAAUUUGAUCUUGUAAUGUGUUGGUACAAGAUGCCAGAAAUCGUCGGCGCACUUUACGUUCUUCCAAUGCUCAUUGCCGGAGCUAUCGUCCAUUCACAUUAUGCCGAUAACAACCGUAUCCGAAACGUCGAAAUGGUUCAAUAUGACACAAUCCUUCUCUCGUUCGCUUCUAUUCUCUUGCUGAUGACAGCCUACAACCUAUCCUCUGCCUUUUAUGUGCUCAACAACCUCAUUCUCCCCGUCUUCAAGGAUGUCAUAAUUUGGUCUUUGGGACUUUUCGGAGUUAUCAGACGUGUGACUCCACGGGUUCUAUUCUUCACACAACUCUUCUGCUUCCUUCCAACCUUCGUAUUCGCUGCGUAUGCUAUCAGUCAGUGUGUCGACUUCUUUGUUCCAGUUAUGGGAAGACUUGGGAAUGCUAUCAACCCAGAAUUCAUCAUGGGGCCAAUCGGAUUGGUGAUCGCUUCUAGUUUCAUUCUUUUCGUCAACAAUCUCUUCUACAUCUCCCGAAGAAUGAAUUACAUUAUCAGAGUGUUAUUCGCCAUUUUUGCUCUCUUCAUUCUGGUUUUGCUCACUACCAAAGUUGGAAACCCAUAUGAGUAUUCUGACGAGAAUCCACGCCUACGUCGUAUCAUCGCACUUCAUGCCAACCGUACCAUUUACGACUUCGAAGGAAGUCCAACCCAAAAAGAUAACGCCUUGUUUGUACACUCCCUCGACUAUCGUGGAGCAUCUGAUCUUCCGUCCCACUCCUUCUUGCAAGGAAGUUCAGCUCCAAAUUGCACCGGUGUCGUUGACGAAUACUGUCGUAUGCCUUAUUAUACUGCCAUACAUGAGUUGUUCCCACCUGAGCAAUCUCUCUGGGUCCCUGUUCCAUCUCCAGUAGUAAUUCCAUAUCCGAUCGAGUUGAAGCUGGUUUCUCGUCAGGUCCAGGGCAAUAACCUGAAUCUAACUUUUGAGAUUCGCGGUGGUUAUGACAAAAUGUCUCUACACGUUACCCCACUCAACGACUACGAUCUCCUCUCUUGGUCUUUCACUGACAUUGAUAUCGAGGAAUUCGGACGUAGACAAACGUAUUUUGUCUUUAUGACCUAUGGCCAUGAAGCUCCCGAAGUUCGUCGAUUCUGGAUUCUUUUGGAGCAUAGAAACGGAGCUGCGCCAGAUCCGGAAAAACAGGAAAAUCUUGAGUUGUCUGUAGCUACUCAUUAUGCCCACGGAAUUCAUCAGGAUACGGAAACCCUGCGACAAUUGAGAGCUAUGAUAUCAUCACGAAGACAGAUUCCAGAGCAAGCUGUUGGCUGGUGGAGAUGGGGAAUUACAAUGGUUGGCGGACGAUCUGAAAUUGUUGUUAAGCUUUUCUAG
Messenger RNA from Caenorhabditis briggsae, 2685 nucleotides. Bases 1 to 2685 code for a protein of 894 amino acids. Gene Ontology annotation, biological process: proteolysis. Gene Ontology annotation, molecular function: metalloexopeptidase activity. The transcript is spliced from 7 exons. NCBI's taxonomy places the organism in Eukaryota, Metazoa, Nematoda, Chromadorea, Rhabditida, Rhabditidae. The record is from RefSeq and is a predicted model, not a curated record.